This is a messenger RNA of Oryzias latipes (Japanese medaka), 2580 nucleotides long. RefSeq names its product heat shock protein 90, alpha (cytosolic), class A member 1, tandem duplicate 1 (gene hsp90aa1.1). NCBI's taxonomy places the organism in Eukaryota, Metazoa, Chordata, Actinopteri, Beloniformes, Adrianichthyidae. The record is from RefSeq and is a predicted model, not a curated record. Gene Ontology annotation, biological process: protein folding. Gene Ontology annotation, molecular function: ATP binding; ATP-dependent protein folding chaperone; ATP hydrolysis activity.
CUGCAUUGAACAUUUCUUCUGGAAGCUUCUGAACAGGAACUUCGAGAAACCUUCCCUGACUUAUAAAAAGACAGCAGCAUAUGGGGGGGUCUGCAUAGAGUCACAAGACACUCACUUGAACGCACCAGAGAGAAACUCAGCUUUCUACAGAAGCAGCAGCGACGCGCUUUAAGCUUUGAGACAGAAGACAUUAAUCUGACGAUCAUCCUCUACAACCAGAACUAGUUCUAGUCAAGAUGCCAGAGAAUGCUGCACAUGUCAUGGAGGAGGAGGUGGAGACCUUUGCCUUCCAGGCUGAGAUCGCUCAGCUCAUGUCCCUUAUCAUCAACACUUUCUACUCAAACAAAGAGAUCUUCCUUCGAGAGCUCAUCUCCAACUCUUCAGAUGCUUUGGACAAAAUCCGAUACGAAAGCUUGACAGAUCCCAGCAAACUUGACUCCUGCAAAGAGCUGAAGAUUGAAGUCAGACCUGAUCUGCACGCUCGCACCCUGACCAUCAACGACACGGGCAUUGGAAUGACCAAAGCGGACCUGAUCAACAACCUGGGAACCAUCGCCAAAUCUGGAACCAAAGCAUUUAUGGAGGCUUUACAGGCCGGAGCUGACAUCUCCAUGAUCGGGCAGUUCGGCGUGGGCUUCUACUCUGCAUAUUUGGUGGCUGAGAAGGUGACGGUCAUUACCAAACACAAUGACGACGAGCAGUAUAUCUGGGAAUCUGCAGCCGGAGGCUCCUUCACAGUGAAACCUGACAACGGAGAGCCCAUAGGCAGAGGCACUAAAGUGAUCCUCCACCUCAAAGAAGACCAGACUGAAUACUGUGAAGAGAAGCGCAUCAAAGAAGUUAUAAAGAAGCACUCCCAGUUUAUUGGCUACCCAAUUACACUUUAUGUGGAAAAGACGAGGGAAAAGGAGGUGGAUCUUGAGGAAGGAGAGAAGGUGGAGGAAGUAGAAAAGGAGAGUGCUGAGAACAAAGACAAACCUCAGAUUGAAGACGUGGGAUCAGACGAAGAUGAAGACACAAAGGAUGGAAAAAACAAGAGGAAGAAGAAGGUCAAGGAAAAGUACAUUGAUGCUCAAGAGCUAAACAAGACCAAGCCCAUCUGGACCCGUAACCCAGACGACAUCACCAACGAGGAAUACGGGGAGUUCUACAAGAGUCUCACCAACGACUGGGAAGACCACCUGGCAGUGAAGCACUUCUCAGUGGAAGGUCAGCUGGAGUUUAGAGCCCUCCUCUUUGUACCGAGAAGAGCUGCCUUUGACCUCUUCGAAAACAAGAAAAAAAGAAACAACAUCAAGCUAUACGUGCGCAGAGUAUUUAUCAUGGACAACUGUGAUGAGCUCAUCCCAGAGUAUCUCAAUUUCAUUAAAGGUGUGGUGGACUCUGAAGAUCUGCCCCUGAACAUCUCCAGAGAGAUGCUGCAGCAGAGCAAAAUCCUGAAGGUCAUCCGCAAGAACCUGGUUAAGAAAUGUCUGGAGCUCUUCACAGAGCUGUCUGAGGACAAGGACAACUACAAGAAGUUAUAUGAACAGUUCUCCAAGAACAUCAAGCUUGGAAUUCACGAAGACUCUCAGAACAGGAAGAAGCUGUCUGAGCUGCUAAGAUACUACACCUCAGCCUCUGGAGAUGAGAUGGUUUCCCUCAAAGACUAUGUCUCUCGCAUGAAGGACAACCAGAAACACAUCUACUAUAUCACUGGCGAGACCAAGGACCAGGUGGCCAACUCUGCUUUUGUGGAACGCCUUCGCAAAGCCGGUCUUGAGGUCAUCUACAUGAUCGAGCCCAUCGACGAGUACUGUGUCCAGCAGCUGAAGGAGUAUGAUGGAAAGAAUCUGGUUUCAGUCACCAAGGAAGGUCUGGAGCUGCCUGAGGAUGAUGAGGAGAAGAAGAAGCAGGAGGAACUCAAAACUAAGUUUGAGAACCUUUGCAAGAUCAUGAAAGAUAUACUGGACAAAAAGAUUGAAAAGGUCACAGUUUCCAACCGCCUGGUCUCCUCCCCAUGCUGCAUCGUCACCAGCACCUAUGGCUGGACGGCUAACAUGGAGAGGAUCAUGAAAUCCCAGGCCCUAAGGGACAACUCCACCAUGGGAUACAUGACAGCCAAGAAGCAUCUGGAGAUCAACCCACUCCAUCCAAUCGUCGAGACACUACGGGAGAAGGCUGAAGUGGACAAGAAUGAUAAAGCAGUGAAGGAUCUGGUUAUCCUGCUGUUUGAGACCGCCCUGCUGUCUUCAGGAUUCACCCUGGAGGACCCUCAAACACAUGCUAACCGCAUCUACAGGAUGAUCAAACUGGGUCUUGGAAUUGAUGAUGACGACUCUGCAGUUGAAGACAUCAUUCAGCCGACUGAUGAAGAUAUGCCAGUAUUGGAGGGAGAUGAUGACACAUCAAGAAUGGAAGAAGUUGACUAAAUGUUUUUUUCAGGCCUUUCAAAGGUUUUUUAUUUUAUUUUUGUAACAUGUGUUGUAUUGCCUGGACAAAACAAAUACAGACAUUAAUUGACUUUUGCCAAAAUGGAAACACUGUAUAUAGAAACAUUUAAAAACUCAAUUCGCUAUAUAAAAAGUUUCUCAGCUUUCA